Messenger RNA from Ostrinia nubilalis (European corn borer), 3685 nucleotides. RefSeq names its product potassium channel subfamily K member 18. Gene Ontology annotation, molecular function: outward rectifier potassium channel activity; potassium ion leak channel activity. The transcript has 5 exons. Gene Ontology annotation, biological process: potassium ion transmembrane transport; stabilization of membrane potential. Lineage: Eukaryota; Metazoa; Arthropoda; Insecta; Lepidoptera; Crambidae. The record is from RefSeq and is a predicted model, not a curated record. The coding region runs from base 328 to 3531 and encodes 1067 amino acids. Gene Ontology annotation, cellular component: plasma membrane.
UUAAAAUUGGCGCAUUGCCCAGUGCGUUUGGCGCUUCAACUCAGUCACAAGUCGACCAAUCUGUUGGGUGUUUAUUUAGAAAAUUCGCGACAUCAUAUUCUGCCAGUGUUAUUCGUCAAAUCGCAGUUAUCGUUCGACGUAAACGAAUAAAUCGUCUCUCGUGUCAGUUCACCGCCGAAAAUGGAUUGCGCCGAUUUAUUACGUUUGUUUACGUCCGAAAUGUCGGGCUUCCAAAAUAGAUUCUUUUCUUAGAUUGCGUUGUCCCGGUUAGUAAGGAGUUUGUUAUCCGCCUCGAUUUGUCAGCGGCAGUGAUAUAGGAGUGUGGUGAUGAGUGAGAGAAAUGAAACGGAAAAGAAAUUAACCUUGAAAAUCCCUAUCAUAAAAGCCGAAUCCGAAACCCAAACCUCAGGCCUUUUAGUAUCCAGAUCCCCAGAGAAGACGAAUUUAGAAGAGAUGGAGGCUGAAGACAGGCAGACCAUGUCCAUUAGGAAGAGACGAAACCUCUCCAAAAACAGAGGUCAAGCAGCAAGACAAAGAGAGAAGACUCCUGAACCCGGUAGGACCCCGGUCCCUCAUGAAGACACAACUACCUCAGAUGAAGAUGAGAAGCCCCCAAGAAAUUCUAGAGAGCUAGAAGCUGAGACGACUUAUUUGGAAAUGAAAAGACUGGUGCAAGAAAGGGCAAAUGUCAAAGAUCCAGUCUAUGAUCUAGACACGGACGAAAUUCUGGAAGCAAGAGCGUUUGCCGCAAACGAACGAAGACGCCGCAGUAUCUCACCAUUUGCUAUACCAGACAAAGAAGAACUAUCUAAAUUAGAAAGAAAAGGCAGUUUUAUAGAUCCAGCAAAUAAACUACUGAGCACAAAUUACACAUUGAGUCCUAAAGAUGAAGACUCCAGUCGGCGAAGUUCUCUUACAAUUGAAACACCGGUUGAAAAGAGAGGUUCUCUUUCCCCACCUACUCCAAUAAGUACAUCACCCAAGGAAAAGACUUUCCCUCAUCCUUUACCUACAACUCCAAAGAAAUUAGAAGAAAUGGUAUACAGUGAUGAAAAGAAAGAGAAAUCUAGUGAAAAAGUAUUGAAAACUCCACUGAAAAAAGAAGCUGAUGUAUUUACAUUCGAGGAAAAAGAAAUAAAACAACCUGAGAAAAAACCUACGCCUAAAACACCUGAUUCACUCACACCUGCAACCCCAGGAGAUAUUGUGACAAAAGUUAUUCAAGUGGAGAGAACGCCAAGUAAAAAAUUAACAGCUGAUAAAAAACCAACUGUCGAAGUGAGGGAAAGAAUCGUUAGAACUCCAAGCAGGAAAAUGUCAGCUGAUGUUAAACCUAUUGUUAUGAGACAAUCCGUUAAACAAACAAAAGACGAACCACAAAGCAGGGUACCGCCAGUGAAACCAGCGCGAAGCAAAUCCGCUACAAGAUUUGGGAGUAAAACUAGUGAGAGUGAGAUGAGUGAGGAUCAAGGUAACCAAAUCGGAAAUACUACCGGCCCUACGAGAAAGGUAGUGCCCACACCUCGACGUUUUACCAAACACCGUUCUCCAAGAGCUAACCGUUCGCAAUCGGUUAACCGAGUUGAGGAUACAGCCCCCAAAGUCAUAGAUAGAACAGGUACAGGAAUGAGUCAGACUAGUAGAGAAAUUAUUGAACUGAUGCAGAAAGCUCGAGCAAGGAGUCUGUCCAUUCCCAAAGACGAUCCUAGACUUCCAGCUGAGUACAAAAGUCACAGUAAUAAACUACAGACUCCUAAUAAAACACCAUCAACUACGCCAAGAAAUGUAAGAGGAAUAUCAUGCCCUAAAACCAUUCAAAUAAUCAGUGACAGAGUAAUCUUAUCUGGUUUGACGACAAAUCAGAGAGUAGAAUUAGAAAAGGAAAAGCGAAGUAGUCGACAAAGCUCUGGGUAUGUGGACGCAAGUCAAUCUGAGUACACUUCGAGUUGUUAUUCCACAUCUCCAAGUGAAAAUGAGUACGAGUUUGAUUUAUCCGAACGAACAGCUGAAUUGGCACGAAAAUUGCACCUUUUGUCCCAAGAAGCAGAUAGCGAAGAAACGAAAAGUAUAACGGCUUUAACUAAAGAACAUACAGAAGCAAAUAGAGAGAUCCAGGCUGAAAAGCCAGUCUUAAGAAAGAGGUCAGUGGCUGCUAAAAAUGGUGUACAAAAACCAAGUGAGCAGGAAAGUGACACCAAAAAACCUGAGCCAAAAGAGAAUAAACCUGCAGUUAAAUCUAAAUGGAAAAUCAUAGCUGAAUGGCAACAAUAUAAGGAAGAUCGCAAAGCAGAUUGUGAGAAGAUUCGGUUGCUACGAAACAGGUGUAUCUGCGAUAUUAUUUUGUUGAUCAUUUUUUGUGGAUUAGGCGGAAUGAUGUUCAAAAGUUUCGAAGGAUCUUUUGAAAAUGCCUACAAAUGUAGCACGCGAAGUGUGAAGCGAGAUUUCAUUGAAGCCUUAUGGCGUGGGAGUCAUUACUUGCGGGAAGAUGAUUGGAAAUCUAUGGCUCGAAAUAAGUUAUUCGAAUUCGAAAACCAAUUACAUACGGCAUUCGAACAAGGAAUCACUUCAUACAGUGGACUUAGAUCCUGGAGUUUUAUGAACUCGUUCGUCUACUGUUUAACAGUAAUUACGACUAUUGGUUAUGGCCACAUCGCGCCAAAGACGACGUAUGGGCGGGUCGCCACCAUCGCGUAUGCCAUCGUGGGUAUUCCUCUCUUCUUGAUCGUGCUGGCAGACUUCGGCAAACUCUUCACGAGGAACAUCAAGUUCUUCUGGUCUUUCAUCAGGAGAUUCUACUACACGAGGAGCUGUAGGAAGGUCAGGAGGACCGCGCCGAUGCAGGAGAUGAUGAAAGGCCUGAACAUCGUUUACGACGUCGUGCGGCGGCCCUCCCAAAUAUUCAACGAGGAAGACGUCGAAAGCCUCCCCGAGCCUCCUGCAAUCGAGAGGAAACCAAGCGACGUGCCUCCACCUCUACCACCUAAGCCAGGAACUCUACCAAGAGAUUUCGACAACGAAACCGAUCCUGAGACGCCAGCGCCAUCUGUCUUCGAAAUCGACGACGAAUUCAAUCUCCCUAUCUCAGUCGCCAUUGUUAUUCUGGUCAUAUACAUCCUUAUUGGAGCCUUAGUGUACCACACUUGGGAAAACUGGAGCUUCUUCGAGUCUUUCUACUUCGUCUUCAUAUCCAUGUCCACCAUAGGUCUUGGGGAUUUGGUGCCGGAUCACCCGCAUAGAAUGAUGGGUUCCAUUUUGUAUUUAGUAUUCGGUUUGGCCUUAACUUCUAUGUGCAUCAACGUUGUUCAACUUAAACUGAAUGAUACGUUUAAGCAGGCUAGUGCUAAGCUUGGGGCUACUAUUGGUCUCCAGGUGGCAGAAGAUGAUGGAAGCCUAGUGAACAAAACACCACCUCCAACAGAAAUCGUUCCCGUACACAAACCAAAAGUCGAACUUGAGGUUAGUAAAACAAAAGAAAUAGAAAACAAUACAAGUAAAGAAGCGGAAAAUGACUCGAAUAGUAAAAACAGAUAAGUUACUAUUAGAAUUAAAUUGGUGCUAAUUAGUUUAUUGGAAAUAAGUGAUAUUGUUACUAACUUAUAGAUUCUAUUUAUGUGUACCGUAUUUGUUGCUGUGUGUAAAUAUUUUGUUUUGUAAUUUGAAUAAACAUGCCAUUUUAUACAUCCAA